Messenger RNA from Rosa rugosa (rugosa rose), 1628 nucleotides. Its product is annotated as fatty acyl-CoA reductase 3. Gene Ontology annotation, molecular function: alcohol-forming very long-chain fatty acyl-CoA reductase (NADP+) activity. Gene Ontology annotation, biological process: suberin biosynthetic process; long-chain fatty-acyl-CoA metabolic process. The transcript has 10 exons. Lineage: Eukaryota; Viridiplantae; Streptophyta; Magnoliopsida; Rosales; Rosaceae. The record is from RefSeq and is a predicted model, not a curated record. Gene Ontology annotation, cellular component: intracellular membrane-bounded organelle. The coding region runs from base 16 to 1488 and encodes 490 amino acids.
UCUCUGAGUUCUCCAAUGGAGUUGGAAAGCUUACUCGACUUCAUUCAGAACAAGAACAUUUUAGUCACUGGUGCCACUGGAUUUCUAGCAAAGAUUUUUGUGGAGAAGAUACUGAGGGUCCAACCGAAUGUGAAUAAGCUCUAUCUACUUUUAAGAGCUCCAGAUACAAAAACAGCUACACAGCGUUUGCAUAAUGAGAUAAUUGGGAAGGACCUGUUCAGAGUGUUGAGGGAGAAAUGGGGAGCAAGAAUGCACUCGAUCAUGUCGGAAAAGCUGACCGUGGUGCCUGGAGACAUUUCAAAAGAGGAUUUGGGGUUGCAGGAUUCUGAUUUGAGGGAAGAGAUUUUGAGUCAAGUAGAUGUCAUUGUAAACUUAGCUGCAACAACAAAUUUCGAUGAAAGAUAUGAUGUUGCAAUUGGUCUCAACACCAUGGGCGCCAAGUAUGUUUUGAGCUUUGCUAAGCUUUGUGUUAAGUUAAAGGUGCUGGUACACGUCUCCACUGCUUAUGUUUGGGGGGAGAAGGAAGGACUUCUACUAGAACACCCCUGCCUCAUGGGGCAGUCUCUCAACGGGACCCCUGGAUUAGACAUCGAGACAGAAAUCCGGAUCGCCAACGAAGAAGUUAGACGUCUUCGGUCAGAGCAUGCUUCAGAAGCAGCUAUCACUCUUGCCCUCAAAGACUUUGGCCUCAAAAGAGCAAGUGUAUACGGAUGGCCAAACACUUAUGUGUUCACCAAGGCAAUGGGAGAGAUGCUAAUAGGAGAGCUCAGAGGAAAUCUACCGGUUGUCAUCGUACGCCCUACCAUCAUCACCAGCACUUACAAAGAACCUUUUCCUGGUUGGGUUGAAGGCAUCAGAACCAUUGAUAGCGUAGCAGUUGGUUAUGGUAAAGGAAAAUUAACAUUCUUUCUCUGCGACGUUGAGGCAAUUGUUGAUAUCGUACCAGCAGACAUGGUGGUGAAUGCAAUAAUAGCAGCAAUGGCGGCUCAUGCAAAUGAACCUGGUGAAGUAAUUUAUCAAGUGGGUUCUUCUGUGAGCAACCCGGUCAAAUACAAUGAUCUUCACGAUUACGGUUUUCGUUACUUCACCAGAAAACCUUGGAUUAAUAAAGAUGGAAAGCCAGUCACGGUUAAAAAGGUCACAGUUAUGAGCAGCAUGGAUAGCUUUCACAGAUACAUGACCCUCCGUUACUUGCUAUUCUUAAAGGGAUUGGAACUGGUGAAUAUGGCAUUUUGUCAGUACUUCGAAGGCACAUAUACUGAUCUCAGUAGAAAGAUCAAAUUUGUGAUGAGAUUGGUGGAACUAUACAGGCCGUACUUGUUCUUCAAAGGAGUUUUUGAUGAUAUGAACACGGAGAAGUUGCGAAUGGCAGUGAAAGAGACCACCACAGAGGCCGAUAUGUUUUACUUUGAUCCCAAGAUCAUAGAUUGGGAAGACUACUUUAUGAAAAUACAUAUUGUUGGGGUUGUCAAAUACGUGUUUAAAUGAACUCUAUAUCCAGAAUGGGUCAUCAUUCAUUCAAUUAUAUUCGAAACUGGUGUUUUGGACGCUCUCGCUGUGUUGUAUGUACUCAAGUCUGUUAUAAAUUAUCAUCAAGGGUUCGAAUUAUGAUACAAAAUUGUUAUUAA